Molecule: messenger RNA, 3019 nt
Organism: Phyllostomus hastatus (greater spear-nosed bat)
Lineage: Eukaryota; Metazoa; Chordata; Mammalia; Chiroptera; Phyllostomidae
Gene: TLCD5
Product: TLC domain containing 5
Exons: 4
Coding region: 312-1070 (252 amino acids)
Cellular component (GO): membrane
Source: RefSeq, a predicted model, not a curated record
CCUCAGGCUUCUCAGCUGUCAGAGCCUGAUCCUCUUUCCUUCUCACCGCUGCUUCCUGGCCCAGGAAUCCCGGCCCUGAGCUCCAGAGCCCAGGCGCCCCAGGUUUCCCGGUUCGCUUGGUCAGGUAACAACGUGGCGCAAAACUGCCCGCUAGGGCGGCUGAGCUGCGCUUCGGUCGCAGUUGACACGGCCGGUCCGGCCCGCUGGUUACAGCAUCUACCCAUUGCCAACAUGUUAUCUCUGAGGAUUAUGGAGUCAGAAAUACAGCCACACAAAUAGAAGAGUCUUGGCUGUAAAGAAGCACUACUUCAAUGAAGUCUUUUCAUCAUAGGAUGGCAUUAGCUCUGUGUCUGCAGGUGCUGGGCAGCCUGGGGGGCUGGCUCUCCCUCUACAUUUCUUUCUGCUAUGUGAAUAAGCACCGAAGUUAUGAGUGGAGCUGCCGGCUGGUUACGUUCGCCCAUGGAGUCCUCUCUAUAAGUCUCUCAGCUUAUAUUGGCUUCAUUGAUGGCCCUUGGCCUUUUACCUACCCAGGCUCACCCAAUACACCUCUCCAAGUAUAUGUUCUGUGUGUCACCUUGGGCUACUUCAUCUUUGACUUGGGCUGGUGCAUCUACUUCCAGUCUGAGGGUUCCCUGAUGUUGGCUCACCACAUUCUGAGUAUCUGGGGCAUCAUCUUGGCCCUGGUGCUUGGAGAGUCAGGCACAGAGGUCAAUGCAGUCCUCUUUGGAAGUGAGAUUACAAACCCCUUGUUACAGAUACGCUGGUUUCUUCGUGAAACCGGCUACUACCACAGUUUCAUUGGAGAUGUGGUGGACUUCCUCUUUGUGGCUCUGUUCACUGGGGUGAGGAUUGGCUUAGGAGCUCACCUCCUUUUCUGUGAAAUAGUCUCACCCAAGCCCAAGUGGUUUAUGAAGGCUGGGGGCAUAGCCAUGUACACUGUGUCCUGGUGUUUUAUGUUAAGCAUCUGGCGCUUUGCAUGGAAGAAAAGCAUCAAGAAGUACCAUGCCUGGAGAAGCAGGUGGAGUGUAAACCAGCAACUGAAACAUAAUGGACAUCUCAAGACACACUAGUUAAGGUUUACUCCAGUUAAUGGAUUGGGUAAAGUUAGCCAUGGGAACCAGGUUGGGAAUAUAAUAACCAUGUUAUGGAACCAUGCUUAUCUAACAAACUUAGAUAUCAAAAAAGAACUAAAUUUAUUGGUCAGUUUUCAAAUGGAACACAUACUAGUAUUAAGACUAACUUCUAAAGUGGUACAGUUGUAGAAAGUGAAAUUAAUCAGUGGUAGUUUGAAUAAAUCAGAACUACAUUCCUUCUAGUUUGUGGUGACUCUGGGUCCUGUUGUCCCUAGGAAGCUUGCUUUUGGAUACAUUCCCUUUUAGUCCUCUGUUUGUUCUUUUCUCUGGAAAAGGUACCACUAUCUAUGGACAAAAUACGACAAAGCCCAUCUAUGAAGGAAAAAAAAUUUUUGAGGAAGAUUUUUCUCUAAUCUCACCUAGGAAAAGCAAGAAUAUAAGCUUAGAACAAGGUUUGGAAUCAAGAAUUCCUGGGUUCUUUUACAGAAUUUUGCUAAUCACAUGCCCAAUCAUUUCGGGAAGUCACUUAUUUUUAUCCUUUGCCUCAGUGCAAAUCCUCUUGUGAAUGCAAUACCCCAUUGUAUAUUUCAUAGAGACAUUAUCUAGCAUCUCAUUAGUGAAGAUCUUUAAUGUAGGGCUUUUAUGAAAAAGUAAAGCAUUAUUUAUAUCUUUGCUGUUUGUUAUUCAGAUCAGCGGUUAUCGAUUAGCUUUGUUGGUGAGCAAGUGGGCUACUGAAGUCAAGAGUGAAGGUCAGUGGCAAUAUUAACCUUAUGCAAGUUUUUGAGAAUAGAUGACAGUGGCCAUACAUAGCAGAGUAGUUGGAACCACGUAUUCAUAGGUGAACCAGGCAAAGCAACUUUAAAGGCAUGUUAACAGUGGAUUUUUUUUUUUUGCCUUUUAAAAUGUUUUAUUACAAAAGAAACAUGUUUAUUGUAGCCUGAAGCAGCAAAUGAUAGGAAAAUACAUUUUAUCCCAUCUAGAUAUCACUUCUUUGGGUAAUCCUCCCCAGUGCAUUUAUUUUAUUUAUUUUUUAUUGUUUAGUUACAGUUGUCCCACCUUCUUUCCCAUUGCUCUCUCCCCUGCGCCAUCCCCACCCCUCACCCCCACAGUCAAUCUCCCUCCAUUGUCUGUGCCCAUGAGUCCUCUAUUUGUGUUCCUUGGCUUGCCCUUUACCCUUCUUUCUCCCUUUAUCUCCCUCCCCUCUGGUCACUGUCAGUUUGUUCCUUGUUUCCAUGUGUCUGGUUCUGUUUUGCUUGUUUGUAGUGGGUCUUUUAAAAAUGAGUGUCAUUUGGUUAAAGAGUUUUACUGGACAUGGAAAUAAUCUGACAGUAAUAUCUGCAUAUCUUUUUUCUUAUGAUCAGUAUCUCUAAAAUGCUGGAUAGUUUCUUUCUAAAAACACUGCAGUCAAAGUAGGAUGCUGGGGAAUGCUGAUUUUAAUAAAAGCCUAGCAAAAAAGUAGCUUGGCACAUGAGCUCUAAAAAAAAAAAAAUGCUGGCUUAAAUUUUGGCACAGUUCAACUUGUUCCAUACCAAAUGAAUAGGCUUAAUUUGGUACUAAUUCUUUUCUCCUUACUCCUCAGCAGUGAAGAGACUGGGGACUGCAGAUCUUUGUUUUUGGGUACUUUCAUAUCAACAUAUAUAGGUCUCUUGAAUUUUGGAAAACCUAAAGAAUGAUAAGGGAAACAGAAUUCCUCAUUUCAGCUUUUCUUGAUGUUGUAGAUAAUAACUAUGAAGGAAUCUCUCUGAAAGCAAAAUGUGAAAUGAAGAUUACCAGCAGUUAAGAUGCUGAGUUUUCACAUCACUGGUAAAUGAAGGCUAAUUAACAGAUAAAAUGGAGUACUCAUUUGCAUUUGGAUUACUAUGUGAUAAUUAACACUGCUCAAGAGAAUUUAUAUUUCAAUGACUUUUACUGUUUUAUAAAAAUAAACAACUUUUUACCAAUCCAGA